Messenger RNA from Meira miltonrushii, 3467 nucleotides. RefSeq lists its product as uncharacterized. Bases 399 to 3308 code for a protein of 969 amino acids. NCBI's taxonomy places the organism in Eukaryota, Fungi, Basidiomycota, Exobasidiomycetes, Exobasidiales, Brachybasidiaceae. The transcript has a single exon. The record is from RefSeq and is a predicted model, not a curated record.
AAGAAUGAUUAUGUUGCGAUCUUGCUAUUCAGCAUUCAUUCUUGUUAUCACAAUAUUCAUCAUUAUCAGAAAAAGACUCGGGAACUUGAUGUAAGAUAUGGCGAUGCUGGCAUUCAAAAAAUCUUGUUCGAGGCUAUACGAGCCGGGGCGAAUGACAAACAAUCCUUUGCCCAGACUGUGGCAGUGAAAUGGUAUCAUUUCAGCAUUUAUUUGCAUUCAGUCAACAGGUAUAUAAACGGCUCGAUCAACGCAUACAUUGCACAAUUAUCUCCCUCACCUUGAUCGAGACAUCUUCUCGCUGGCAAACUCAGUCUAUCUUCAUUUAUAUUCUUUUUCAAAGAAGUACACUCUAUCUAUUCGUACUCUGAUCUUACGCUAUCUGCCUUUCUGCCAUCACCAUGAGAUGUGCAACGGCGGUGAUUUUACUUGUUGCUAUUUUGCAACAAGUAACUUACGUCCAUGCAAACAUUCCAACAAUUUCAAACGAUGAGCUUGAACAGACAUGGCACAAACGUUUAGGAGGAGCAGGAGCAGCAGAGGCAACCUCGGCUGCAACACAUGCUGCUGAAGCAGGUGCCAAAGUUGCAAAAGCUUCACAUCAUGUCUCUCGUACAGUGGCCGGUGCAAUCACUGCUGCUGCUGCCACACUGGGUUUUGGCGGUGGAAUUGCAGCUCACAAGUAUCACAGCGACCGUAAACAAGCUCAAAAGCUCAGUUUGAGAAAUGAACCUCCAAUGAAACGUGACAGUCUUGAUGAUGACUUUGAAGUACGAUUUAACAAACGCGGCAAGCCUAUUCCUGUAAAGAAAGUGAUUGCAAUUGCUACAGGAGCGGCUGCAGGUGGUGCAGGAGUAGGCGCUUUGGGUCAUUCUCUCUACGAAAAGGACAAAGCCAGAAGAAAAGGAAUUGCUGCUGUCAGUGCUUCUGAAUCCGGAUCGCCAAUGAUGAAAAAACGUACGUUCUCAGAGUUGGAUAAUUUGCCUUUUGAAAGACGUGGAAAGCCAUUUACAGGACCCCAAGUCGCUGCAAUUGCAGGAGGUAGUAUUGCUGCUGGACUUGCUACUGGUAUCGGUGUUCAUGCAAUGGUUCAAGAUCACAAUACUGUCAGAAAAGUUCGAAAUGGUGAACUACCAAUGAAGCGAUUCGAGAAAGAAGAAAAUGCAAAUAUCUUGCUCAAACGUAGUCCUGGUCAUUCGGUCAUCAGUCCAAGAGCUGCUGGUAUCAUUGGAGCAGCAUCAUUUGCAUCUGGCGCAGCUAUUGGCGGCUUAGGACAUAAAGCUUAUAGCACUCCAAAUCGAAGUAUGCCAAUGAGUAUGUCACAAGGACCUCCUCAAGGUCCUGGUCCGAUCGAACGUGGUUUCGAGGAUGGUGAACGACUUGUACGUAGAGCAAAUCUCAAAGCAUUUCAGCAAGGUGCAAAGAAAUUCCUUGAGACCAAACACGGACCACAUGUCGCAGGAGGUGCACUUGCACUUGGUGUUACAGGAGCUGCUUUUGCAGGUGGGCAUGCAUUGGGUCACCAUAGCGAGCGCAAUCGUAUCGAUCGAUUCCAAGCCGAACAGCAACAAGGGGGUGGUGGUGAAGGUGCAAUGAUGAUGGUUAAACGUGCUGGAAUAAAUGAAGCAUUCAAACACGCGGGUGCAUCUUUGAAAGGAGGUAUGACAGCCUUGCAUGGCAAAGUAGGCAAGAAUGGUUUGAUUGCGGGCGGGACUGCCGCAGGUGCGGUCGCUCUCGCAGGAGUCUCUUAUGCAACUGGACGUCAUCAAGGAAAGAUUAGUAACAUUGAUGAUCACAAGUCAAUGUCAAUGGGUCCUUCUGCAGGUGGCGGUGGCUCUUCCAUGAUGUACAAGAGAGGUAUACUCGUAAAUCACCCCAAGGCUGCAACAGCUCUUACUCUUGGAGCUACAGGACUCAUCGCUGCAGGUAUCGGAUCAACUUCAGGCAAAUUGCACGAACAACGCAAGUUGAAUGGGAUGAAUCAUCAUCUCCCAUCAUCAUCAGCAUCAAUGAAAUCAUCAGCCGGUGCAACAGCUAUGGGCUUAUCAGAAGGUGGAGCAGAAGGGCGAAUGAUGAAGCGUGGAGAACAUGACAAAGCAGCUCGAGUGCUGCCACCAACAAGUUCCGAGGUUGAAGAGGCCGUGAAGAAAGGUAAGCCAAGACGAUCGAGAGUGAAGGAAGUUUAUUCACCAAGCUCACAUCUCACACCUACAGGCAGUACAGCUACCAGUAACUCAGGUGGCUCAGUAAGCCAGCAUGCUUCCGGCGCAUCUUCAAGUCAUUCAAGCGGCAGCAAAGUUCUCGAACAUCAACAUUCUACAGCUUCCUCUAAAGGCCUUUCAGGCGUAGCUCAUCAAGCUGAACAUGCAAGUAGCGGAUCAGCAGCUGUCAAAGCAGGCGAAAAAGCUGCCGCAAGUUCUUUGAAAAAUUUCCAUGUGACCGGUAAGCAAGCUACAAUUGCUGGUGGCGUUUUGGCUGUUGCAGGUGGUGCAGGAUUAGUGGCUCAUCAUUUAACGAAAUCGAACAAUCACAAAAUGAAUGGAGUAUCCGCUGGCACAGUCAUGCGAAAGAGAAGUGAAUCUGUUGGUGACGAACUCUUGCAAAAACGUAGUCCAGGUCAGCUUAACAAAGCUUUGCUCGUCGUUGGAACGGGCGCUCUUGCAGGCGGAAGUUAUUUGGCUGGAUAUGCUACUGGAAAGCCAGCGGGCGUAUCCAAAGCUGCACAGCAUGAAAUGAAGAUGCGCAACUCUGGCGGCGGAAUGGGCGGUGGUAUGUACAAACGUGCAAUUGCAGAAGCAGAAGUGGAAUUUGCUAAACGUGAAGCGAUAAACGGCAAAACUGCUCAAAAAGCUGUCAUGGGAGUUGGUGCUGCAGGUUUAAUGAUCGGCGGAUACCUUGCUGGUAGGAACCACGGCAUGGAACGAGGACAAGCAGAUUACCAUACUCAAAAGCUUUCCCGUGGUGGUGGCGGCGGAUAUUACAAGCGCUCUAUUGAUGAAGUACAAAUGGUAAAGCGUGGACCGCCAAUGAGAAUACACAAGAAAAUUCUUCUAGCUGCUGGUGUUGCUACUGCUGGUAUAGGUCUAACUGUACCUGCUUACAAAUUCGGCAAAAAGGACGGCAAACAUUCUGCACGUAUGGCAAGACAAUCGUCAAUGCAAGGCAUGUCUGCACCAAUGGAUAACAGUCCUGCGCCUAUGGAGAAGAGGGAGACCCACAAAAAGACUUACGAAUUGGGCAAGCCACAACAGUACGGUAAAGGUAACAAGUUACCUUUGCGCUCCGAAGUAGAUGAUAAGAUGUUGUACUGAAGUCUGUGUUGGGAUCGUGACCUUGUGCUGUUCAUUGAUUCACUAUCUAUUUCUAGAGUCAUACUUUCCUUGCUUUUGCUCUUAUUUCAUACGAUCGGUCCCCUCUGAGCUUUCAUCUUUUUUUUUUGUAUGUAACCAAUCUUUUGUUUCAAUUUAUUC